Trichomonas vaginalis G3 is the source of this 1047-nucleotide messenger RNA. RefSeq lists its product as uncharacterized. The record is from RefSeq and is a predicted model, not a curated record. Bases 1 to 1047 code for a protein of 348 amino acids. The transcript has a single exon. NCBI's taxonomy places the organism in Eukaryota, Parabasalia, Trichomonadida, Trichomonadidae.
AUGAAUCGUGAUAUUGCUGAGGUAAAAACACAAAUAGAGCAAGCAGAAGAGCGGAUUGAGAUUUUUAAAGCAGAAUGCAUUAAAAAAGAAUCUAUUCUCAACAAUGAAAUCGCGAACUUAAAAAUAAAAGUUAAUGAUACAAAAGAACUUCUCAAACAACAAAUGAAAGAGCUUCAAGAUGAAAAUAAGGAAGAGUUAAAAUCAUAUGACGAAAGAUAUAAAAACGAAAUUGCUGAAAUGAAAACUAAAAUUGAAUUGGCUUCAAAUGGAUCUAACGUUUACAAAACCCAUAGACAAGGAUUACAGCGAGCACGCAAAGAGGCUGAGUUAGCUAAUCUAAAACAUAGACUAGAAGUUUUGAAAAUGGAUCAGACUGAAAGAGUUCUUAAUAAAACUACCAAAGUUAAUACUAAUAACACAGAUAGUGUAAAUAAAAUGCAUGCGUUACUCAUGAAAAUUGAUGAAAUGGAUGCUCAAAUUACCGAAGUUCAAUCUUCUACUAAGAAUAUUAGAAUGCAAAAUGUAAUGAAACAGAGAGAAAUGGAAACAAAAUAUAAAUUAGUGCAAGAACAAAACCAAGCUAAACUUGAAUCAGUCAAGAAUCAAUAUGCUGAAAAACAGAAAGGCAACCAAGACUAUUUAGAAAAAGUUAGACACCAUGCAGACCAAAAGAUCCAAAGAUAUCAAAGUGAGCUUCAACAUGCUCAAGAACAACUUGAUAAAUUAAAUCAAUUACGCGGAACACUCCAAACUAAAUAUUUGGAAGAAGAGACAACAAUGAAAGCAGAAAUAAAUGACGCUAUUGAUGCAGUUAAAACGCAUUCUGAGAGAAUACAGCAGCAAGCAGAAGAUCUUAAUAAUCAAGAAAGAAAACUUACAGAAAUCUUGAAAGAAAACGUGAUUUUAAAUCAGAGUAUUAAAGCAUCUAAUAUGUCAUUAACACAAAUAAAGAAAGAUAAUCGUCAGCUCAAGCAAGAAUCAAUAAGAAUGGAAACUCAAAUAUACUCAGAUAGAAUGGAUACUGUUAAAGGUUCCAGUUUCUUCUAA